Messenger RNA from Anarrhichthys ocellatus (wolf-eel), 2733 nucleotides. RefSeq names its product ras-responsive element-binding protein 1-like. Gene Ontology annotation, biological process: regulation of transcription by RNA polymerase II. Lineage: Eukaryota; Metazoa; Chordata; Actinopteri; Perciformes; Anarhichadidae. The record is from RefSeq and is a predicted model, not a curated record. Gene Ontology annotation, cellular component: nucleus. The transcript is spliced from 6 exons. Gene Ontology annotation, molecular function: RNA polymerase II cis-regulatory region sequence-specific DNA binding; DNA-binding transcription activator activity, RNA polymerase II-specific. The coding region runs from base 1023 to 1688 and encodes 221 amino acids.
GAGUAUUUCUACACUCUGGUACUAGUACUUUUAGCUGAGUACUUCCUCCUCUUCAUCCUCUCUCACCUGUAAAUGCUGCCUCAUCACCUGCUGCUUCCUGUCAUGUGAUCACGUUGAUCAGCUGAUGUUUGGCUGCUUCCUGCUUCUGUUUGAACUUCAUUCUCAGGUGUUUCAGACCUUCUGAAUGUUUGCGAGUGAAGCGGAGCAGAAACAUGCUGGUGUUUUAAAGUUGUAUUCUGUGUGUUGUUGACAUCAUGCAGAUGUGUUCUUACAUCUCUCAGCUCAUCUUCAGAGUCUGAUUCCAGCUGUUGCUCGUAGAUGUGUGUGUUGAUAGAUGAGCUCUGUACCAUGAUAUUCCUCUUUAAUUUCCCCUCAAAUAUCUUCCAAUAUUUAAAUUACACAUCGGGUCUGCAUCAGCUGUUUGCUGCUCCUCGUUGUUUAUUUAAAUGGAAAUAAUCCAGAUGUUUCUUACAUCAGUUUAUACAAAACUUUGGCAUUUUUAGGAGAAUUUAAAAUAUGUUUCCGUGAGUUUGAACGGUUAUUGUCCGUCUCUUAAAGAUGUCUUUAAAGCAUGUUUAGUGACAUUUAAGGAAAUAAAACUUGUUGAUUUGUUUGCAAAUCAACAAGUUUUACUGCAAAAAAGUAGGAAAUACGUUAAAUCUUCUUCAUACAGAUCAGAGGUGAUACUCUGCGUAUCAGAAGUUUAACACUCAAACAAUUAAAGUGGAAUUAAAACGAUAAAAUAUAGAUUCUUUUAGUCUGAUUCUGAACAAUGUUCAGCACACAGAAUGAGAUGUUUUAUUGGUAGAAUCUGAUGUUUCUUACUUUGGUGUACGGAGAACAAACAGACGGGAUGUGUGUGUGUGUGUGUGUGUGUGUCUGCGCGCGCAUGUUCAUCUGAGAGAGAGAGUGGCGGAAUCUGCGUCCUGAUUGGCCGAGAGCUGGCAGACAUUUUCCACACUCAGACUGCUCUGUGAUUGGCUGAGACCCCCCUCCCCCUCCCUCCUCCUGGCUCUGCAGUCAUGGAGAACUGCACCGAGGAGCAGCGAGAGGAGGUGAAUGAGGAGGAGUCGGCACUAACGGAGGAGAAAACGCUCAAAACCCUCAAAGCGGUCAACGGAGUGAUGGAGGAGGAGGAGGCGAGCGGAGGAGAGAAGCUACAGAACGGAGACCGAGGAGGAGGAGGAGGAGUCAUGGGAGCAGACGGAGGAGGAGACCUGUCCUCCAUCAACGCCAUGAUGUCAGCGGUGAUGUCAGCGACGGGGACCAUUAAUGGCGGAGGAGACGGAGAAGGAGAGAGAGGAGUCACCUCGGCCAACUCCUCCGCCGGGCCGUCGCCCAGCCCCUCCCCCACAAAGUCGCUGACGGCGGCCAUGAGAGCCCCGCCCAGCCGCAACGCACGACGCACCACGGACACCAAAGACGACAGCUCAGCUUUUAUUUGUCCACUGUGUGACAAAGACUGUCAAACACAACACCAGCUCACCAUGCACAUCAGACAGCACAACGCUGACGCCGGAGCGACGGACCACUCCUGCAGCAUCUGUGGGAAGUGCCUGAGCUCGGCCUCGUCGCUGGACCGACACAUGCUGGUCCACAGCGGGGAGAGACCCUACAAGUGUAGCGUCUGUGGACAGACCUUCACCACCAACGGCAACAUGCACAGGUACACUCACACACACACGUGACCUCGGGGCACAGGAAGUUAGCGUUUAACCCGGUCCCUAGUCAACCAUGAUGGGAGCACAAACUGGUGUGUGUGUGUGUGUGUGUGUGUGUGUGUGUGUGUGUGUGUGUGUGGUGGGGGUUUACACAGGAAGUGGGAAGAUGACUUUAAACCAUCCAUCCCCAUCACACACACGCGCACACACACACAGAACAACGCCCAGUCAUUUAUCAGUGAAGUCCAGCCUAAACAGUCUCUGCAGCAGAAUGUGUGUGUGUGUGUGUGUGUGCGUGUGUGUGAGAGAGUGUGCGUGUGUGUCUUUGGGCUAAACAUUAAUUCAUGUGUAACCUCCGUUAACCUCAGUUGUGCAUUAAAGACAUCACAUGAUCAGAACAGACGCAACCAAUCAGAGAAGAGAUCCAGCAGAAACAUCCAAUGAACAGUGAAUACAUCCUCACGCUGAAAACUGCUCUUUUAGGCAGAAUUCUCUGCUGUGUGUUUGCAAGUUUUACCUCCACUUCUACAAGUGCUAUGAUGUACUUUUACUACUCUUUGCUUGUGUUUGAGGGAACCACUGACUCGUGUUCGCCCUUGUAUGUCAUAAAAGUAAAUAACAGCCUCACAAAGAUACUUAAAACUUCACUGGUGUGAUUUAAAGAGAUAAAUAAUUGAAGCAGAGCGUUGAGCUGUAAUGAUGUGCAGUAAGAAAGACGGAUGUUUAGUUGUGUCUCGGGUGGAAUGAGGACGUGUGGGCAGGAAGGAAUGACUGUAGGCUGACAGACGGACAGAAUCUCACGUCGCAGCUAUUUCUCUCUGCAGCGAGGACUCCUUUCUCCUGUUGAAAGACGUAGUUCAGAGGAAGUGAGAGUAAAAUAGUAUCUGGUUCACUUUAUCAUUUCAUACUUUUAUUUUUAAGAUAUAGACGCUUUAAAAAGCAGCUUAUCUUUUUUUCUUAUCCCUAUUUAAUUUAUUAUUAUCUCAUUAUAUAUGAUCUUAUUUAGAAUUAAAUGAGAGAGAUGAAAACAUAUAUAUUUUCAUUAUUAUUUUUUGAUUUAUUAUCAGUUUAU